Coregonus sp. 'balchen' is the source of this 13429-nucleotide messenger RNA. The record is from the annotation of a GenBank genome assembly. Lineage: Eukaryota; Metazoa; Chordata; Actinopteri; Salmoniformes; Salmonidae.
AUGUCAGAACAGGUGAGUGAAGUAGCACCCAGAAUGGCAGGGAAUAUUGUACAACAGGUAUUUUACUUUGUCACUCAUACAGGUUUGGUCGCAUGUUGUUUCACUCCACACUGACCCAUGCCUCCUCUGAUAGGUGUGGAAUAAUAUAACAGUGUAGGAGGAGGCCCAACCCGAUGGAGGCCACAGUAGGACCGUCAGAGGAGUAGGAGUAUCCCAUCUGCCUCUCUGUUGGGCUCAGGUGCUCCUUGCCCUGUUGUUCUCCAGUGGAAUGCAAUGUCAGGGUUAUUUAGCCCUGGGUUGGAAUUCCAGUGCCAAUGUAAUGCACAUUUUAAUUUAUUAAAAGCAUUAUGGACACACACACACUGAGGUGGAUUAACCACGUCAAAUUUAAUUUAUUUGGGUAAAAACAUUUAGCCUACAACAAGAUGUACAUUGUAUUCCCAGAGGAUAGCACUUAAAAGUAUUAAAUAAAACACUUGUUUCCAAAGUGGUCCUCGAUGGUAAAAACAUCUGAUAUUAUGAGAGGGGCCUCUUAUUUUCCUUCUCUGUGCCUCUGAAAAUUCAAACCUAAUUUACCAAUGAGUGUUCGUGAUCGAUUUCUCUCAAAGCGCCCGUCAAUAAGAGUAACCAGGAUCAGGGACGGCCUGUUCAAUAGGGCGAUAUGGGCGACGCACUGCCAAACGGGAAAAGGAAGGGAUUUUUUUUCUAAUCAAUUAUAUCACGGCAACAGUAGUUAUCAGUGUUGUAAUCUAUACGUCUGAUCUGCCACAGUGCCACACUGCCACUAAAUGUCGAAUCAGGCUAAAGUCGUGCUUCAAAUGGCUCCACCCCCUUUUGGGGCGAUUUCAGUCAGAUUGAAAAUCGCCCAGAACUUCUGUCAUAGACUCCCAUGUAAAAUCUAUUUUUUUCAAAUUUCAGAGCCUUCAAUACAAUCUCAAUGGGUGUCUGUGGGCUUGCACUUACGCGCUUUCGUCAUACGUUACGUAACCAUGAACGUAACUGAGAAAAGAGUGGAUUGUUUGAAAGAAAUUCCUUUUUGUCGGCGAACAAAUGAAGAUAAAUUGGCAACGAAACAAUUAGGACCUCCCAGACCAAAUUUAAUAAUUCAACAGGUUUCUACUAAAGGCGGAAAGUCCUACACCCGAGGAUUUUCCAAAAAUUGGUACGAACGAAAAAAGACAUUGCCACUCACUCAACUGGAUGACGAGGGAUACAGGCUAGCUGUCCGCCGCCACAACGAUGAGGUUAGUGUUGAUAAUCACACGUUUACUGGAUGUGGAUAUGGUGUAAUAAAGGCAGUUUAUUCAGAGGUAAAUAUAUCUGGAAUCGCGUUCACGGACCCGUUCGUCAAACUCUUAGGGAGCUAUAAAUUAAGCCCCAUUACUUACCAUAUCAGAUAAGAGAAAUUGCUGCAGCUACAUAUAUUUUACAUCCUGGCCCUACAUAGUUCACUAUUUGCAUCACUUACCAAAAUAUUACAUGUGGUCAUAUACAGUGGGGAAAAAAAGUAUUUAGUCAGCCACCAAUUGUGCAAGUUCUCCCACUUAAAAAGAUGAGAGAGGCCUGUAAUUUUCAUCAUAGGUACACGUCAACUAUGACAGACAAAAAUAGAAGAAAAAAAUCCAGAAAAUCACAUUGUAGGAUUUUUAAUGAAUUUAUUGGCAUAUGAUGGUGGAAAAUAAGUAUUUGGUCAAUAACAAAAGUUUCUCAAUACUUUGUUAUAUACCCUUUGUUGGCAAUGACACAGGUCAAACGUUUUCUGUAAGUCUUCACAAGGUUUUCACACACUGUUGCUGGUAUUUUGGCCCAUUCCUCCAUGCAGAUCUCCUCUAGAGCAGUGAUGUUUUGGGGCUGUCGCUGGGCAACACAGACUUUCAACUCCCUCCAAAUAUUUUCUAUGGGGUUGAGAUCUGGAGACUGGCUAGGCCACUCCAGGACCUUGAAAUGCUUCUUACGAAGCCACUCCUUCGUUGCCCGGGCGGUGUGUUUGGGAUCAUUGUCAUGCUGAAAGACCCAGCCACGUUUCAUCUUCAAUGCCCUUGCUGAUGGAAGGAGGGUUUCACUCAAAAUCUCACGAUACAUGGCCCCAUUCAUUCUUUCCUUUACACGGAUCAGUCGUCCUGGUCCCUUUGCAGAAAAACAGCCCCAAAGCAUGAUGUUUCCAACCCCAUGCUUCACAGUAGGUAUGGUGUUCUUUGGAUGCAACUCAGCAUUCUUUGUCCUCCAAACAUGACGAGUUGAGUUUUUACCAAAAAGUUAUAUUUUGGUUUCAUCUGACCAUAUGACAUUCUCCCAAUCCUCUUCUGGAUCAUCCAAAUGCACUUCAGACGGGCCUGGACAUGUACUGGCUUAAGCAGGGGGACACGUCUCGCACUGCAGGAUUUGAGUCCCUGGCGGCGUAGUGUGUUACUGAUGGUUGGCUUUGUUACUUUGGUCCCAGCUCUCAGCAGGUCAUUCACUAGGUCCCCCCGUGUGGUUCUGGGAUUUUUGCUCACCGUUCUUGUGAUCAUUUUGACCCCACGGGGUGAGAUCUUGCAUGGAGCCCCAGAUCGAGGGAGAUUAUCAGUGGUCUUGUAUGUCUUCCAUUUCCUAAUAAUUGCUCCCACAGUUGAUUUCUUCAAACCAAGCUGCUUACCUGUUGCAGAUUCAGUCUUCCCAGCCUGGUGCAGGUCUACAAUUUUGUUUUUGGUGUCCUUUGACAGCUCUUUGGUCUUGGCCAUUGUGAAGUUUGGAGUGUGACUGUUUGAGGUUGUGGACAGGUGUCUUUUAUACUGAUAACAAGUUCAAACAGGUGCCAUUAAUACAGGUAACGAGUGGAGGACAGAGGAGCCUCUUAAAGAAGAAGUUACAGGUCUGUGAGAGCCAGAAAUCUUGCUUGUUUGUAGGUGACCAAAUACUUAUUUUCCACCAUAAUUUGCAAAUAAAUUCAUUAAAAAUCCUACAAUGGGAUUUUCUGGAUUUUUUUUUCUCAAUUUGUCUGUCAUAGUUGACGUGUACCUAUGAUGAAAAUUACAGGCCUCUCUCAUCUUUUUAAGUGGGAGAACAUGCACAAUUGGUGGCUGACUAAAUACUUUUUUGCCCCACUGUAUGCUUGGAAAGUGGAGAUGCCAUAGAACGUCAAAAAAGUAAACAUUGCUGGAGACACAUUGCCGUUUUGGAGAAGACAUCGCGUUUGCUAGCGAAGAGAUUUGUUGUGGCAAAUGAACUUGGGCUGGGAAUUGCCAGGAACCUCACGAUAAGAUAUAUGCAUCAGCAUUGCGAGUCUCAUGAUUCUAUACGUAUUGCGAUUCGAUACUGUGAUUUUAUUGCGCACCAUAUGUCUGUUGCAGAGGGAUCAGAAAGCCAUGAGAACGAGUUUUGAUCAGUCAUGGAAAUAAAAGUGCUGAAAACAAAUUGGCUCCCAAUGUGAAAAGAUUGAGAACAAGCUAUGAAGGAACAAUAAUGGUGUUUUGGUGCAGGUACAGCCAACUAGCGCUAAAAUAUUGCGAUAUUGUCAAUACAGUAUAUCGUAAAGUAUCACUAUGUAACUCGAUUUCUUUCACCCCAAUCCCUCAAAUUAACGGUAAAUAACUGAAUUGUUUGCCCCACAUUUAGCUAAGAUGAUUAGCUAGCCAGCUAAAAUGUUUUAGUUAGUUAGCAGUCGCAUCUACAAUAGUUUACUGUCAAUAACAUGUCUCCAAAAAUGACGUGGUGUCUCCAAUUGUGUUGACAUUUUACAAUUGCAAUGCGCAUCCAUGAGUAUCCACUUUCUGUAGCUCAGCUGGUAGAGCAUGGUGCUUGUAACGCCAAGGUAGUGGGUUCGAUCCCCGGGACCACCCAUACACAAAAAUGUAUGCACGCAUGACUGUAAGUCGCUUUGGAUAAAAGCGUCUGCUAAAUGGCAUAUUAUUAUUAUUAUUAUUAUUAUUAUUAUUAUUAUCUGAAGAGAGCCCCGAAACAUUGUGUGCAGACAUUUUAUGCAAUAAAUGAAGUAGGUUCAAUCUAGUAGUUCUGAUCUUCUGAUUGGUCCUGAUGAGUUGGGCGAGGUCCCCUGCAGGCUACUGUCACUGUUGCAUUGGCUCUGAGUCGGGUUCUCUGUCUUCAAAUGUUCAGCCUAAGAGAGGGGAUUUUUGUGUGUGUGUGUGUGUGUGUGUGUGUGUUUAACAGUGAUGAUGUGUGUGUGUGUGUGUGUGUGUUUAACAGUGAUGAUGUGUGUGUGUGUGUGUGUUUGUGUGUGUGUGUGUCCUCAGAGCAAGAACUCGUGAGUUGGAAGAACUGAGAGGCCUAUGGCGUGGGUGUUGUCCUUGGCCACCUGCUGACAAGGCUGACAAGAUAGGACCCUUUUGUCCAUUGUUAUUGGAUAGGAACAGAACUUAUAACCAGCUCCUGACCUAAAUAGAUCUUAGCACAACAUUUUACUCAACAUAUCAUAUUCCAUAUUCACUAUAACAAAUAUAUUUACUACGACAUUAGCAAGAACCGCCACAUCCUCAGCCGGCUAAUCCAGUGUGUGAAGUUUUGCGGAGUGUUUGAGUUAGCUUUGCGAGGCAAAGAUGAAACUGAGGGCUCCACCAACCCUGGUAAGCCAACACUUUUGAGAUCAGUCAAUAAAUGCUUCUGGUAUUGACUUAUAUGCUGCCCCUGUCUUCAUGUUGUUGCUGGACAUAUCUUUUUUUAAAUGUGUGUAGGUCACCUAAAUCAUCAGAAAAAUUGCCCCUCCUGAGAAUUUUUUCAGGAGCCGCCACUGACCAGGAUAAAGAUCCAAUUUAUAAACCUGGAUUGUGGAAUACUAGCUGUUAGGCAAUGCAUGGGCAUUCAUCAAUCUAAUUUCUGACUUAACUGUAUGGGCUAACAAACCAUUGUCAUAUGACGUGCCAAACUGAACAUGACCGCUAAAUGGCAUAUAUUUAUUAGUUUAUUAACUAGGGCUUCAUUCGCAUUUGAUUGUUUGAAGUUUUGGGUCUACAUGUACUUCAGAGUUAUGGUGUGUUCCACUCAUUAACGUUGUGAGGCUUUAACAAGGGCCCAUUGUUUCAACAAACAGAGAAAGCUGUGUUUUAAAAAGAAAGAGCGCUGAAAGAAUGAGCUGACUUUGAUGACAAAGUGUUAAUAUGAGUGCUACCAAUUAGGUUUGUAUGGUCAGCAACUUAUUUUUUGACAAAGGGGGUAUUGGCGGCCUUUGACCAGUGAAUUUCAGGUUCAAAGUUCAAACAUUUUUUUUACACUUGAUGUUAUACCCUUGAAUGAAUUAUUUUUGUAUGAAGCUUGUUGAUAUUCAUCAGGAUUAAAAUGGGCUCUACACUUUCAAGCAACUGAAUUGGAAUGUUCAGAUAGUACCUCCCCAUUUUUCACUCUGUUUCAAAAUUUAUCCCUAAUGAACCCAACCCUGAUCAGGGACCACUGACCUGAUUACUAUAACGCCCCAUGCAAACUAUCUGUUGACUGCUUCCUCUGAAUUAAUCCCAUAUUCUUCCAAAAAGGUGUAGCCUAUAUUUUAUUAGUUGAAAUUAUCAAUUAGUGGCUGGAAAUAUGACAGAUUGUGGCUUUAAGAGUGGCCUUCACCAUUCUAACCCACCCAUGUUCCAUCCUUAUCCAGUGGAUGGUGGUAUUAAAGAUGGGUGUGUUCUGUUGUUUUGCUACUGUUAGGGGUGUCUAGCCAGCACUGCAUCCUGGCUCCUGGCACAAGGACCUGCCUCCUAAUGGGAUUGGUGUCUGGCUGUGUAAACACCCCCCUCCGCUCCCUGCCCCAAGCUGUCCUGCAGAGAGAGAGAUGGAGAGUGCACUCCUUAAUUCAACCCCUAUCCUAUUUUGGUGUCUUUGUGAGUCACCAAAUACAUUAAAAGGAGAAAGAGAUCUGUCUGGAAUAUUUUAUCUGUAGAAUGCUUGAUAUCACGUUCCAUCUACUUUAAUAAUGAAUGUUUCUGAUUGUCAUAUCAGCUUAGCUUGUGCAGAAGCUUGUACCUUUUUUGAACUACAGUUUUGACCUAGUUAGUUUAAAUACUAAAGAAGAGUGAGUGGAUGGGUGGCAGUAGUUAAACAAUACGGCUCUUAGUUAUAAGGAGCUACUUUUUCUAGACAAUGGUGUCCCCUUUCAUUGCUCCAGUUCCUCAAGCCUUCCCGUCUUUUUUAUACCUUUGAAAAUCAGUAGCCUGGAGCAGAACACUGGUUUAACUGACCACCCAAAAUCUGCUGGCAAAAGUGACGAACGGUAGCACACAAGUCCCCUCUAGCAUGAAAUCCCCAAAGGCAACUUUGCAGAUCAAAAAGAAAACUAUUAGCUUCAUUUUGUGUUCAUAGUAACACUUUCUUUGAAGAUGGUAUAUCAAACUGUACCAUUGAAGUCAAAAGGCCUUUGCUAAAUUAGCAUGGUGGACCUGUGUAGGUAGAGCAUAGCGCUUGCAACGGCAGGAUUGUGGGUUAAAUACCCGCUUGGGCCACCCAUAUAAAAAUGUAUGAAUGUGUGAUUGUAAGUCGCUUUGGAAAAAAGCAUCUGCUAAAGGGCAUGUAUAAGUAAGCAUAUCCAUGUUGACAAGUUAACAGCCUUGGUGUUUUUGGAUUAGAUACUGUAUGUCCUCUAAAUUUAGCUUCAAUGUUUUUCCAUUUUGGUCACAAGCCUCGGGAACCAAAGAGUAAGAGGAUACAGGGGUGAAUCUCAGUCACAGUCUGACUGUAUAUUAACUGAGUAAACAGCUAUCUCUCCACAGAUCGGCUCUCCAGAAAGACAAGUAGUUCUUGAACUGAUAAAAGUCUGUGUACAUAAUCUGAUCUAGAAUUAUGUCUUGGCCAUAUAGUAAACCUAACUGAUGUGUAAAUGAGAAAGAGAGAGAGAUAAUCUGAAGUGCAUUUUAGGUUGAAACAACACACUGAUGUAAUUUAAUCAAGAGGUGAUUCUUGGCUAUUCCUGUGUCGUUAGCAUAUCUGGCAGUGGCAACCCCUCUCCUGAUGCUUCAAGGUGAUGGGGGGCCACUGAGUGCAUAGUGUUGUCAGUGAGAUCUUUUCCUUGCCCAUUUUGUAGCGUUCCUCAAAAGAGAGCCACUGUUCUCUAUUUGUCUCAGUAUCCAAGGAUAAUUGUCUAGUAAGUGAUGUCUAUGGGGGCAUUAUGUUGAAACAUUCAAAUAAAAUGUUUAAGAACAUUGAAUGGGUGGCAUUGUGUAAGUGAGCAAAUACAAUACAACUACCCACACCUUUUCACUUUUAUUCUCCCAAUCGCUGUAAGUAAUCUUUGCCCACAGGGUGGUAAAUGGUUAUAGCAUAUAGAACAGUCCAAUGUUAUUUGAUGAAUUACCCUAAAGGCUUUUACAUCUCUCUCUCUUAGUCUAAUUAAGCUGCUGUCAUCACUGUCCAUACAGGGCUUAGACUGAUAUAAAAGUAUAUGUACAUAGCAGACGAGCCAAUGUCAACAUAACAAGCUCACAUGUCUUUGGGGCAGCGGAAACUCAACCUAGACAUUAUCUUGCACACACAACAUAAGUUACAUCAUUGGUAACUUUUGAUGUAUGACUGACACAAUAUGAUAAUUCAUAAUGGCUUGUCAAUUUUUCCAAAGUUGGUCACGUUGUUGCUGUGACUCAGUGAGAAGGACAAGGUCAAAGCUACAGUAGGUGAAGUGUAAUGCUGUGGACAGUUAUGGACUGCCCUGACAUUAACACUGUCCUCCGUGCAUUUAGUGGACAAACGAAACGGAGGACAAAGAAAAGGGCUGAAUGAGUAGAAAAGACUCUCUGCCUUCCAAGUUGAUGAUUUCACCAUCAUGGUUUGUUGAUUGCUUGCGCUCCACGGCUGGGGUCAAUUCGAAUUCAAGGCAGUCAAUUCAGGAAGUAAACUUAAAUAACAAUUCAAAAUUGGGAAAAAUUGAAUCUAUUUUCAAUUACCUUUAAAUAAAAAUAUGUUUCAAAAGUUUUUUAAUUUGGGGAUUUUUAAAAUUACAAUCACUGAAUUGACUGCUUUCAAUUAGAAUUGAACCCAGCCCUGUUGCGCUCCCAUGGCAGUUGUGAGUAAACAGGCUACAGGGGCGUCUGAUCUAAUAAUCUGGGUUAGGAUGUAUACAGGGCUGACCCUGGGACUGCACUGACCAAACCGUGUGUGUGUGUGUGUGUUUUUAGUUUUACUAUCCUUGUGGGGAACAGAAGUCUUCACAAGGACAGUAAAACAAGGAACAUUUGGACAAGUAGGGAUAUUUUCGCUGGUCCCCACAAGGAAAAAGGCUAUUUUAGGCUAAAGGGUUAUUGUUACAGUUAGUGGUAGGGUUAGGGCAAGGUUUAGGGUUAGGGAAAAUAGGAUUUCGAAUGGGAAUCAAUUGUUUGGUCCCCACAAGGAUAGUAAAACAAACGUGUGUGUGUGUGCGCGUGCGUGUGUGUGUGUGCGUGCGUGCGUGCGUGCGUGCGUGUGUGUGUGUGUGUGUGUGAUGUGUUCCAGAUGGGAGGAGGAGCUGUCUAAGCGCCAGCAGAUGGAGGCCAUGGUGGAGACACUACAGGAGGUGAGCGCUCAUCUCUGCCAUCUUAAAUCAUCAUACCCACACCACUCUCCCACUUCUAGCUCACUGCAUCCCAAUACUGUGUCUUUUCUCCUGAAGUAUCUAGGCAUGGGCUGGACUAGAGGGAGUUUCCAACAUAUUUCUUAUACCAGUCAUUUCCUUUCAAAUCCAAAGUUCAAACGGCAUUGUCCGUAAAGGGACAAUCCAUGAAAGGAAGUGAAAAAGUGCACACUCUGGGAGAAAAUACAGAUUCUUGGGAUGCAGGCUCAGCUUCUGUGUUAGAGGUCUUCACAGGUCCACCUGAAGCUGAAUACCCGAGAUCCGGGUCCGGGUUCAAAAUUCUAACUUUUCCCUCAGGCCCGGGUCGGGUCCAGUUUGAUUGUCAUCGGGUCUUGGGUCUAUGUAAGUACAGCUGAUAGACCUGAGUGGACCUGACCACGGCUCUGCAUAGCCUAUAGCAUAUUUAUUUUAGCUAAUAAGGUGAAUUUAUUUAUUUAUAGAAGGCGUAGCCAAAAUAUAAAGACCUAUUUGUUAACCAGAAGAGCAACUUGGCUGAUAUAUAUUUUAAAUGUCUCUCAGGUCUGGUCUAGACGGGUCUAUGUCUGAUUGUUCUCGGGUCCAUUCGGUUCCUGGUCCCUCUUUUUUUUAUGAUAGGGUCCGUCCGGGUCUGAUUGUCCUCCAACUUUUUGGAACCGAUGCAAGAACACCUCUACUCUGUGUCAUGUGUGUGGGUAUUUUGCAUGACUGCCAGUAAGCUACCUAUUCAGGAGUUGUGAUAACUUAUCUCCGGAUGCCUCUGACAUAUGUAUCCCGUGUGGCUCAGUUGGUAGAGUAGGGUCCUUGCAAUGCCAGGGUUAUGGGUUUGAUUCCCACAGGGGACCAGUAUGGAGAAAAUGCUGAAUUCCAGAUUACUUUUAUUGGAGAUCUUGGCCCAAAACCCAGAACUCAAUCCACUUUGACAUUUUGUUGCUGUGAUGCAUCAAAAUAGUGGAUUGUAGAGUAAUAAAAUGUAUUUUCAACAUGUUAUGCAGACUUUUUCUUGAGAAAGGGAUACUGUUGCAAUAGGAGUUGAAUUGUAAUGUUUGUAAGAUGUUUAAAGACACAUUUUCAAAAUGAAAACAAGGGAUAAACAUGGAAUAAACUCCUUAAGGGGUUUAGAAUUAACGCAUGGUUAUUCAUAAACGUGUAAUAGUUUAUUGUGCUUCUACAUAUGUAUUGCUUGGCUGGGUUUCUGUAUAAGCACUUUGUGACAUCUGCUGAUGUAAAAAGGGCUUUAUAAAUACAUUUGAUUUGAUAUUGAACCUUGGUGUGUCAGGAGAUGAGUGUGAUGUGGCUGUGUGUCCAUGGUCUGCCCUCUCCAGAGUGCCCAGGAGUCUGUGGUGGUUCAGGGGGAGCUCACUGACAAGGUGGAGAGACUCAAGACAGAGCUGGUGGUCUUCAAGAGCCUCAUGACCGAUAAUGUAAGUAAUGAUGCAUAGGAUUUAUUUAACAUUCCCUUAUUCUCCUAUUGACACAGAAAUGGCAUGGUAAAAAAGUAAGUACAAAGUAAUCACUUAGUAGUGUGUGCUUCAUUUAAACUAGAAACACCCAACCUACUUUAAAUUGUGUGGACUGGUUGAACUUACUGUAAGUUGUUUUAAUACAACUUUUUGACACUUUAUGUAUAUUUUUUAAUUACACCCAUUUAUUACCACCCACCCAACGUACAUUUAGUUAUCCAUCCAUCCACCCACCUCUUCUGUAACUGAUGCAUGCUGCCACUCUCAGCUGUAGGUGAUAUGUACAGCCUGGCAGUCAGAAUGCUCACCACACAUUUUUAUCAUACUUCACAUAGACACCCUCCCUUGAACACUGAGGCCAAGAAAUUCCUUUGGAAUUGGUGGGAGCUAAAUUAGCUGCACACACAAACAGAAAGGCAGACAGACAGAUGAACGGUUGGUGGGCGGACAAAUGGACGGACGGACAGACAGACAGACAGAGGCUGAGUAGCAGUGAGAUGAGAAACCCUUAUGGCUCGCCUCACACAGCCUCCCCCUGUUCUUUGAGGCCCUGUGGUUUUGGCCAGCUUUCUAAUGAACACUCCACACUCUCCUAGUCUGUGGUCUGGAGUAGCUACGCUCACAGAUUAGCCAAAACCCACCCAGACUGUUGUUUCACACGCAAUGACUGUUGGCCCUUCCCAGUGACUUCUGAACCCUUUUAAGUUCAUUUGUUUAUUGUCAAACAAUGGCACCUUUUAAGUGCCUUUUCAGUUAGUUUAUUACUUUUAAAGUGCAAGUCAUGGCCUUCAAAUUAGAUUUAACUACGUAAUAGGAAAAUGUUGCCUCAGAAAACGAUACUCUCUUUCUGACAGUAUUAGGCAAAUGUAAGCGUUGACACAGCUCAUGGAUAUUAUCUGACUGUGACAAUCAACUCCAUCCUUUAGGAAAUGUCAGAAUUGGACACUGCGAUCCAGGAGAAGGCCAUGAAGGUGGACAUGGAUAUCUGCAGACGCAUUGACAUCACGGCCAAGCUAUGUGAUGUGGCCCAUCAACGCAACUCCGAAGACAUGAGCAAGAUGUUCAACAUGAGUCCCCACAUGAGCCCCUCCAGAGCACCCCCAGAGAGCAAGGUAAAUAGAUAUGUUUGCUUAUGUACGGUACAGUGUCAAACGCCAGUAUAUUGGGCCAUUCCAUAUGAAGAAGGAAUAAAGAUGUCCAUGAAAUUCUGUAUUUUACACACACACACUCUCACUCCCCUUCACACACAUGUAGUAGGUGCUAUGAAUGAGUUCACACACAGCUGACUAGUGUGUGGUGUGUUUGUCACAGGGCGCUGCUGCUGCGUCGUGCAGGAGGAAAGAACGUAAGGCUGUGUGUGAGGAGAGGAGUCCUGAGAUGGAAGCUGAGUCUGGGGGUGGAGAGGAGGAGGAGAAGGAGCAGGUCGUAGGGUCACUCAACAUCACAGACGAGAUGAAACGCAUGCUCAACCAGUUGUGAGUGGCCCAACCUUUGACCUGUGUUAUGUAACUUCCUGUUUUGCCUAAAUUGCUCAUGAGUGCUGGAUAUUUUAUCUUUGCCGUUGACCCGGAACAUGUCGAUUUUGACCUAGUUUAGUUCAAGGACUAAGGUCAAUAUGUUAUCCAACUAACUGUGUGGUUUGAGCCAUACAGUAUGAUUCUGUGAAUUAUAUCCCCACCGUAGUGUCUCGUUAGAUAGCAUCUCCUAGUCAGUUUCAUGUGUCCUUUGUUACUGUGUCAUGUUUUCAUCUGUCUGUCAGUCACUGUCUGUCUGUUUGUUUUCUCUCUCUUCCCUGUCCUCUUCAUUUGGCAACCCUUUUUAAAUGUGCAUGCCUUUCGGUUUGGUUUCCCCCUUCUCUUUUUGUCCUCUCUCUUUUCUCCCCUCCCUUUCCACCUUCAUGUCUCCUCUCUUUUUCUCUGUCCCUCCCUCUCCCCACUUCUCCAUCCCUCUCUUGUAUGCAGAACUUGCUCAGAUGAUAAUUCCUUUGUCACCAGGAGGGAAACGUUUGACUUUGAUGACGACUGUGACAGCCUGGCUUGGGAGGAGAAUGGGGAGACACUGCUCCUCUGGGAGGACUUCGCCAACUACAACACCCCCUGUGCUGCAGCCAGCGCUACUGCAGGCGCCUGUGCUGCAGCAGAAGGACAGGGGCAGGGCCCUGGGCAGGUUAGUGCUCCCCCUACUGCUCAUCCAAAAGCAGUGUCUGGGAACUUUAACUAAAAAUGUCUGUUGAUGAUUUAAUCACCUCAUGCCCUUGCGCUGUAAAGCCUUUAUUCUGAGUGGCCUCAGAGAAUGUAAAGGAAAUAUGUCAAUACAACUGUGUAAUUAUUUAUUUGAAUUUAUUUUAUUGUUUAUUGUCUAAUUGUGUGUUGUUUAACUGUGUGUUCGACCGAUGUUAAUCUACCUUAUCUAUCCAUCUACAUUCUACAACUGUACGAAUGUUAACUGUAUGAAAGUGCUUAUUGUAGAUAGCACUAGUCUCCAAGCUGCAAAAAGAUGGCGCUGUACUGGAUGACCUCUGUUUUGCAAGCUCCGACCCAACUUUGAUAUUUUGUUUGAUUAUUGCAUUGUUGAGUUUUGAGUUUGCAAGAAAGGCAUUUCACUGUACUUGUGCAUGUGACAUUAAAACUUGAAACUUGCAAAGUAAAGUCUACUACUGUAUUUUGAAUGUUGCUACAGUACACACUUUAAAUGGGUCUGUUGUGGAUUGUUAGGCCUCUCAGGAUGGCAGUCUGGGCAGCCUGAUCGACGAGACCGAGAUGCUUUUCCAGAACCGAGAGAAGGAGUACCAGGAGACCAUGGGGCAAAUAGAGGUGAGAGAUGAAGAGAACAGAGGUCACAGUUAAUGUAGUGUGACUCACUCUCCUGUGUGUUAGUCAUUCAUUGUUAUUAAUGUUUGGCUACAGUCCCAUCUUUAUCCCUCAACCUCUGCUUCUCCUUUCAAUCCCCCCCAGUAUGAGUUAGCUACAGCUAAGAGUGAUAUGAACCGUCACCUACAGGAGUACAUGGAGAUGUGUUCUAUGAAGAGAGGCCUGGAUGUGCAGAUGGAGACUUGCAGAAGACUCAUCAAGGGUUCAGGGGGCAACGGCAGGUCAGACACACCUCUUUCUCCACAUAUGAUGAGAAACAAUGUAAUUUCAAUGCAAUUGGCCAUUUUUCCAUUUGAUGCCGAAACGUCAACAUUAAUCAGUCUCAUUGUUGUUUUUUGUACAAAAAAAUGGAUUUACCAUCAGACAUUGUUAGUUGUUUCACCUUACAUGUUAUCAAGCACUAGUCUAGUAAAGUCAUUCUGGACUUGCUCUGUCAAUACAGUAGGCCUAAUCAUACAGAGGAUAUGACUGACAUCUUCCUUAUUUCCCUCCUCUGAUACAGGAAGUCUCCAUCAUUCAGCUCGGUGGCGAGCAGCGACUCAGGGAACAGUGAUGAGAUCCAGGAGGAGCUGGAGAAGGACGGAGAGGCAGUAGGAGGGGUCAGCUGA